Molecule: messenger RNA, 5815 nt
Organism: Motacilla alba alba
Lineage: Eukaryota; Metazoa; Chordata; Aves; Passeriformes; Motacillidae
Exons: 2
Coding region: 3148-4149 (333 amino acids)
Source: RefSeq, a predicted model, not a curated record
GUGGGUUCCCUGCCAGAGCCCAUCCCAAAAGAGUUAAAGCCUCUCUCCCCUUCCAGCCUGGGGAAGUGGAAUUAGUCACAGCCCUCAGGAGAAGUGCUGGCCAGGUUAUAAAAAUGACAAACGAGCAGAAAUCAAUAAUGAAAUUAGUGUUUUCUGGGAAUGCCAGGCACAAAAGGAAAAGUACAUCAGCACGGGGGCGGUGCUGAGAUGGGCUGCCCCGUCCCUUGAAGUGUCCCUUUCUCCUCCCCAUCAUCUCUGAGUCUCCCUGGCACCAUCCACAGUGGGGUGGCUCUGCACACCAGCACCUCCCUGGGGUUUUUGGUUCCUCUUGGAGCAGAGCUUGUGUGAUUCCAGCUCCCUCUGGGUGCUCCUUCAGCACGAGGCAGCUCCGGGAUGUGGGAAAUUGGGGAUUCCAAACGGUGCCCCCGAGGAAGUUGAGUUUCAGGAUACAGGGGAGCGUUCCCACAGCAGAGAGGGAGCAUUGGAGGCCACGUUUCCUUUUCCAAAGGGAUUUGGGCAUGUCUGGAAAGGAAAUGUCUGCCUAAUUAGAUGGCUUGAAAAUCUUUACCACCGCUCGUUACAAAUACAUUCAUCAUCCCCCAUUGAAAGAACCACGCUGCAGAAAUGACAUUAUUGUGAUUAUUAUUAUUUAUGGUGUGGAUAUGAAUGAGCUUAGUCCCGUCCUAGCCUGGGCUGGGUUCACAAAGUGACCCAACAUCCCAGUGCUGCUUCUUGGCCCUGGUGUCACCUGGGUUCUGUGCAGCCAUAAACCAAAUUUGGGAUGUCUUGGGAAUUUGCAGCAGUCCUUUAAGGUGGGCAGCUUUAAAAUGUGUAAGAGAGGGGAAAAAAGUGCCCCAGGGGUGUAAAUAAGAGAUGGAGUGAGGGGGGUGAUACCUGUCAGAAAUCAGUGCAGGGAGGGAGUGGGGAAGGCUGGGGUGGCAAGGGACUGAGCUGUUCCAGGGGAGCAGGAGGUGUCUGCACAGCAUGCCAGUGUUGGUGGCUUUCCCAGGGUAUUAACACAUUUCUCUAAUUAAUGCAAAGUUCCUUAAUCAGCCUGGGAUUCUGGUUGACCUGGCUGGGUGUCUGCUCCCUCCUCUGGGAUGUGGUUUCUCUUGGAGGCAGUGCCCGGUGCCUGGAGCUCUGUCACAGCCAUGAAGAGCCCCAGGGAUGGGUGGCAGAGUCUUGAUCCAUUGUGGUUCUUCCCUGCCUGCGAUGGCCUGGGUGACACCCAGGCCUUGAGGAGCUGUUGCAGAGCAAGGGGUUAAUGGAGGCUGAGGGGGAUGGAUACCUGGGAAGAACUCCUGUUCCUCCAAGGAAAUCACUGAUCUGGGAUACUCACACUGCUCAUUUUCAAUGUGUUGUCUCCAUCACCACUUCCCAGUUGGAAUUAGUGGGGCCAGUUGGACAAAGUGGGCUCAAAGCAGGAGCUCUGACUCCAAGCACUCCAAGAACUCCUCAAACUUAAAAAAAUCCCAGAGCAAAUCAAUCCCACCCCCUCACUGCCUGGAUGGAGUGAGGCAACGCUGGGGAGUGAAGGAUUCCCACCCCCUCUUUGCCAUCAGCUGGGCAGGGAAACGGUGAGCAGUGUCCUGCUGGGAUGAGAUGGCCCUCAGGAGCACCAUGCUGGGAUCUCUUGGUCCCACAGGGAGCUGCCAGCACCUGCCUGAGGCACAAUUCCACAUGCCAUGGCACGUCCGGGCUCUUCCACCACCACGGAUCCAUCGGAGCCGCGCCGGUGCGAGGCAGCCUCCCCGCCUUGGGUCCCUGCCAGCGCCAAGAGCUCUGCCCCGUGCUGGUGGCACUGGUCCAGCCCCCAGGCUAAUGAGGUGGCUCCCAAUCCUGGUUAAUCAUUUGCCAGGGAGCGCUGCCGGGGUGUAUGUGAAUUCCUCUCUCCCGUGGACGCGCUGCGGUGCGCUCGGCUGUCGCGCUCUCGCCCCGAGCUGCUGCACCGAGUGUUUUGCAACAGAAAACCCCAAACCACAUGAAAGCAGCCGAGUUUCAUGUUUCACUGCAACCCCAAAUUCAGGUUUGCCAGGAGUUUCAGUAGUUUUACGAACCUUUCCCACGAACCUGCAGUGAGAGCUGUCGUUGAGCCCGGUGUUGAUGCAAACCCAGGUGUGGCUCCGGUCGCGUUUGAGGUCUGUGCAAAUGUGAAAUCCGAAGGGUUUUGAGAGGAAGGAAGGAGGGAACCCAAACACACGUCAGGGCAGUGCUUGCAGAGAGCCCUGUGCACAUCUGGGGCCAAGCUGUCAUUCCUUGGGGACCCAGCACCGCGGCACCCAUAUUCUCUACACUGAGGGAUGUUCUUGGGGAUGCUCUGAACCAGCUUGGCAGCAUCACCCCCAAACCAGCUGCUAGAAUUUGAUAAGUGCUGGUGCUCUGAGCAUCCUGGCUCUGGAGAGUGACCCAAGGACCUUUUGGAGGCUUAUUCUGGUGUCUGCCACCUCUGGGGCUGCUUUUGCAGUGGCUAUGGGUUUGCUUUAGGAAAAAGCCAGUGAAAGCCAGCGGUGUGCACAGAUGCUCCAAAAAACAAGCGUCGGGGUGGGGAUGGGGCUCCCUCUGAACCACGCCUGGCGCACACCCAGCCCUGCCUCUGGAUUCUGUGUGUUAUUGGAUCCGCCUGCGGAUCGCUUUUUCGGCAGCGCCGGCUUUCCUUUCUCCAGCAAUUUCCUGAAAUAACGUUAGGGAAAUGUGAAAAUCUUGAACUUUUGAACCUCCCCGGAGGACGGCAGGAGGAGGGGACGCCCGCCUCCUCCCUGACGUUUAUUUUGGCUACAGGGCCUGGGGAUGGGGAGGAGGGGGCUCCACAGGCCGCAGAGGAGCAGGAGCAGCGCUGCCCCUUAUUAAUUAAUGACUUUCUCAUCGGUGGGUCACCGAGGCGAGGAAGGCAGAGGAAGUUUUCUUUUGCUGGCAGAUGCCGGGGAGAAGGGGAGUGCCUGGGCUGGGUGGCGAGGGCAGGGGGUGACACUCGGGGUGAUGGAUGGGGCCGCGGGAUUUUCACUGGGCUCUGGACACGGGCAGAGAGGAGCAGAGAGGAGGGAAAGGGGAUAGGCUGUGCCUGGGAAGUACUUUUCCCUCUGAUGAACUUCAGAGGAGUAUAAAUCACUGCCAGGCUGCAGCUGCGGAGCAUGUGACGCUGGCAAAUUAAUGGGCCUUCGGAAAAGCGGCCAUCGCAUUCCCCUCCGGCCUCUUAAAGGCACCGCCGGCCUUUCCAGGGCUGGGAGUGGGGAACUGGGGGGUCAGGGCUGGCCUGGGGGAGCCUCGUGGUCCUGCUGGCCCCUAAGUGAGCUGGGUGUGCCCAUGGAGGUGAUCCAGCAUGAGGGUUUUGUGCUCUCCAUGGUGUGUUCGAUCCGUGGUGGAGCUCAGUCCAUGGUGGAGCUCAGUCCGUGGUGGAGCUUAGUCUGUGGUGGAGCUCAAUCUGUGAUGGAACUCAAUCCAUGGUGGAACUCAAUCCAUGGUGGAGCUGAAUCCAUGGUGGAUCUCAAUCCAUGGUGGAGCCAUGGCAGCGCUCAAUCCAUGGUGGAACUCAGUCUGGGUGGAGCUCUAUCUGUGGUGGAGCUCAGUCCAUGGUGGAGCUCAAUCCAUGGUGGAGCUCAAUCCAUGGUGGGCUCCUGCUGUGGACAAACAGGGCCAAGGUGCUCCUGGGACUGUGAUUUUUGGGUAUCUGGUGUAGUGGUGCCUCUGCUAUCACCUGCUCGAGUUUUGUGUGCCAGAGUGGAGGAUGGAGACAGAUCCAGGGAACCCAAACCUUGUGGCUGGAGUGUUGAAUAUGCACCAGAGAUGCUGAGGCCUUGCCUGGGGGCAGGAGGGUGCUGUGGCAGGAGACCUUGGAGCAUCUUUAUCUUGGUGGCGCCAAGAGGCCGCCACAUGCCGGGGCUGGGCAUUCCCAGACAUCCCAUGCAAACUGCUGGAGACUCUCCAGCUCAUCCAGGGUCUCCAGGGCCACCACCCAAGCCCACCACACCACCUUGCUCCUCUUCCUCUCUCUUUAAAGCAGUGGUGGAAGAAGGGGAGAAUCCAGUGCUGCAACUCCUGCCCAGCGCUGCUGGAAUGUGGGCGGGGGAGGGAGCCGAGCCACCAGCCCAACAGUUAAAAAUUACUAAAUACUUCCCUAAUAUAAUUAGGUUUCCAUGCAGGCAAUUGCCUUAAUUGCCAGAGGGAUGUGGGGCUGUGGGGGGAGAGCCAGGCUGGGCUGGCCCUGUGCUGCUGCUUUGGUCGGUGUCUCAUGUUCUGCUCCAGCUGGAACAAGGGAUUUGAGGGGGGGGAAAUAUUCCCAGGGAUGCCCCAGUAAGGAUUUGGCUGGGCCAAAAAUGAAUAAAAGUGAAUAUGGUGGGGCUGGAAGCAAGUGGUGGCGAGCAGGAUCAGUGUUACCCUCCUCGGAUGAGUUGCUGGAAGAUGAGCUCAAAUUCUACCAGGACAUGCUGCAGUUUAAAUUCCUAUUUAUUUUCUAAGUGCUGUUGGAGCAGGAAAAGUUAGGCAGGCAAAAAAAAAAGCCCCAACCAAACCAGAGCCCAUUCUGUGAUUUACGUGGUACAGGAGAUAAGUGGGGAUUUAAGGAGAAGGGAAUAUAUAAUUGAGACGAACGUGUAACAUGAGCAGGGAUCCAAACAGAGAGAUUGUAAUCAGAAGUGUGAGGAGAAGCUGGGCUUUAUUAAUGAAACGUCUCAUCCAUUUGUCAGCUGAAGAGGAGCAGCCUCCCCCAGCAGCUGGAGGUGCAGGGAUGUGGGAGGAUGUGGGGAUUCUCUCGCUGUUCCCGGCGCAGGGAUCCAGGCUGCCAUCUUCCUGCCCGCCUGGAUGGUGCUCAGCCUGGGAGUCCAGGCAGGAUUAGAGGAAAAAAGGAACUCUCUGUGAAGCUGGAUGUUGUUGUUUUCCUGGCUGGAAUCUGCCCUAGAACUCAGGAGCUGGGGGAGCUGCUCGGCGGGGCUGAGAACCACCCGAGGAAGGGCUUGAUGGAGCUUUCUUCAAAGUCCCUCAUCUUCCUCCUGCUCUCCCAGUGCUUGGCUGCCCUGCAGUCCCCCUCCCCUGAGUGCUGCAAUGCCCAGGCACAUCUGGGAGGUGCUGCUGACCCCGUCCCACAGCCCUGCUGGCUCCCAGGGCUUGGAGAAACCCCUCUGUCCUGGCCUGGAGGCUGCACUCUGGUGCAGACACAUCUAACCCAGCUUUGGAGCAGCACUGGGAGCCAUGUGGAGAGCAUGGAGCACCCAGCCCAGCUCCAGGGUCCUUGGUGUCACAUUUCCAGGAGCCGUGUGCCUGGAGUUCCCAUGGUUUGUUUUCCCUUGCUGUGUGGCGAGGGGGUUCUGCUCCGUGGUGCGUGGUCUGUGCCAUAGGGAUCACCAAGUGCCUGCUGUUGGGGUGACACCAGGAGAGGUGACACCAAAGCCUGGUGAAGGCACCCUGUUCCAUGCCCCACUCAGUCCCUUUUAUCCAGCAUUGCCUUUGGGGCCUCUCCAUACACUGGGGUUGGACAGUGAGGGUUGGACAGUGAGGGUUGGACAGUGAGGGUUGGACAGUGAGGGUCGGACAAUGGGGUUUGGACAAUGAGGGUUGGACAGUGAAGGUUGGACAGUGAGGGUUGGACAGUGAGGGUUGGACAGUGAAGGCUGGACAAUGAGCGUUGGACAGUGAAGGUUGGACAGUGAAGUUUGGAUAGUGAGGGUUGGACAGUGAAGGUUGGACAAUGAGGGUUGGACAAUGAGGGUUGGACAGUGAAGGUUGGACAGUGAGGGUUGGACAGUGAAGGUUGGACAAUGAGGAUUGGACAAUGAGGGUUGGACAGUGAGGGUUGGACAAUGAGGGUUGGACAGUGAGGGUUGGA